UUCUAACCCAAAUCGUCAAUUGCUUGGGUUGUAAUUCUAACUUAAGAAAAAGAAACUAAGAAGCCUCUGUAGACCCUUCGCCGCCUCUUCUCUGACGCUCCUUCGGCACCUAGCCAGUACAUGAAGCAGCAUCCAACCAUUGUUAGCUGAACACUGAGAUUUGAGCUAUGAAGGAAGAAGAUGUAAACAGAUGCCAGAUUCAAGAAUGGUACCCAAGAUUUAAAUUAGUGUCAACUAGGACUUUCAUUCAUGAGCUUCCUGAAUCUUUUGUCCAGUAUCUACUUGAUGAUUCAGGACCUUUCCUCCUUCCUGUUUCAAUCUCAAAUGAGGAUGCCUUUCCGAAUAGAAUUCAUAAUCCAGAAGAGGAGGAAGAUUAUCAGGUAUCAGAAGGAUCUGGAGAUGAAGCAGAACCUUUAUCGCCCCCUUCUUUCCCAGAACUUGAGUUGAAGAUUAAGGAGUCAAUUGAAACCCUUGGGGGUGCAAUCUUUCCUAAGUUAAAUUGGAGUGCGCCAAAGGACUCUGCAUGGAUAAGCACCUCCGGGACUCUUCGAUGCACUACAUUCAGCGAGAUUGCUCUCUUGCUUCGGUCAUCUGAUUCCUUGAUUCAUGAUCUAUGUCAUGCAUAUGAUUCAUGCAGUGACAAAACCAUGUCAAUGCCCCCAAAUUUCUUCCUUGCCCUUCGGAAAUGGUACCCAAGUUUCCAACCUGAAAUGGAAUUCCGUUGCUUUGUAAGGGGCCAGAAGCUUGUUGGAAUUUCACAGCGGGAGGUCACUACAUUUUAUCCAGUUCUUUGUGAGAAGAAAAAUGAUCUUGAAGUGUUGAUUGAAGAAUUCUUUAAUGGCAUUGUGAGGCUGAAAUUUGAAUCCAAUGAUUACACAUUUGAUGUUUAUGUUACACAGGAUGAACGUGUAAAGGUGUUGGAUUUCAAUCCUUGGGGUGCUUUUACAUUGCCUUUGCUGUUCACCUGGGAGGAAUUGGAGCAGAAACCCAGGGAAGGAGAUGAUUUGGACUUCAGAAUUGUAGAGAGCCGAUGCGCUGUUCAGCCAGGUUUGAAGACAGCAGUUCCAUAUGAUUACUUGGAUGUUAGUGCAGGGAGUGGUUGGGACCAAUUCCUGAGAAAUGCUGGUGAAGAGUUGCAGCGGCAGACCAAGUCUCCUGAAGCAGGAGCCUAACAACUUCAGAUCUUUUAGUACAAGAGUCUGCAAGAUCAUCUCCGAAUUAAUCUUAUUGCCACUCUGGAGUAGUUGGAUAUACAGGAACAAGGUCUUUGAAUGUGCAGAUGUCUCACCAUUGCGAGCAUUACAUUUAUCAAAUGGUCUAACACAACAAUGGCUAGAGGCCUUCUCAAAGCAUGCUGUCACACGACCCCAGAAGACUCAAAACACCUGUGCAAUCUUCUCUAGUGCAUUUGCAGCAAGCUAUUCCAACUGCUUACAUUGCCUGGAUAAAAGGGAAGGGCAUGGUAUCGUAUGCUCUCCUCAGCUCUAAUGUAGUUUUGAAGCAAAAAAGUGACUGCCUUCCUGCAAACUUCAUGUUAUCAGAGAGGUUUUAACAAUUUUCAAACUUGGGAUGCAAGUCAGGUUGAUAAUACUUAGAGAGAGAGAAAAAAAAAAACAAGCUUCUGAAACUAUUGCAAAAAGGCAUUGGAAGUAUCGGCCUUGGGUUGAGGCUAUUGGAAAACUGAAAGUUUUGAGCCUUUAGGAGCUCUGGGAUAAUGACAGGUAGAGACUUGCAAGUGGGCAGCUGCUGCAGCAAGACGGGAAAUUUCUUUUCUGUUUAAUGGAUGUUCUCUCUAGACAUGAUUGGUUUUUGUACCAAAAAGAAAAAGCAAUGCUAUUUUAGUCAUACCCAACUAAUUUGAUGUCCAGUUAAAAAAAUAAAAUAUUUGAAUAAUGUAAUAUACAUAUACAUAAAUAUAUUCAUGUAUGGGAUGAUAAGUUAAAAA
Molecule: messenger RNA, 1945 nt
Organism: Gossypium raimondii (Peruvian cotton)
Lineage: Eukaryota; Viridiplantae; Streptophyta; Magnoliopsida; Malvales; Malvaceae
Exons: 3
Coding region: 168-1172 (334 amino acids)
Cellular component (GO): cytoplasm
Source: RefSeq, a predicted model, not a curated record